AUACUUUCACCUUCCGGAGGCUGAGUUAAAGGGCGUUUCCCGUUCGGGACAAACCGCAACAACGUCUCGUAUUCCAGCCGCGCUGUCUGUUGAAGUUCAUGGCAUCGAAACCUUUUGCAGACUUAGCAAUAAAGCAUGGCUUGGGUAGUGACUUCUUAAAUUGUGAGCAGUGACCAGUUUCAUCAGGCCAGGUGUAGUGCAUUCGUUAAUUCCUGAUUUAAACGAAGUUCACAACCUCUGAGGUCACUCGAUCUACAGCUUUAUAUUCUUGGCUCCGGUCAGGCAGAUGACAUUCGGCCGUCCACCAUUUCUUUCGCUUCCUUUUCGUUCUGCCAUUGCUUCCACGCUGUUAACAAUUGAGGUCGAACGCGGAAUAGAGACCAACAAGACUUAGCCAUGGCGUUCAGCAGGAGUCUUCUUUUGAUUCUUCUCCUCGGCCUUGUGCUUUUUACGUGUCGUGCGCAUGCCUUUGGUGCUGGAAGUACGUUUUGCCACGACAUCUCGCUUUCCAGAACAUAUCCAAAGAAAGGAAGAAGUUUAAAGCUGAUAUCGGAAACAGACAUUGCUUCAAUCUCUGCCGUGGAAGGCAAAAACUGGCGUCAUGGAGAUAUUGAAGAUGUGCUCAAAACGGUGGCAUGCAUCAAACAUCACAAGUGGAACUCGAUGAUGAUCAAACGUGAGUCUUGUACAGAUACUGGCUGUCCAAAUGUCCUGAUAAACCCGCAGGUGUAUACUUUGGAAACUGGCUGAGAGGUAGGGAACCAUCCCUCCCUGACUUGUGCCGUGCUGGCAGCGCUUCUCACAUUCUGCAGAUUAUAGUCAAGCCAUGGACACUGGCGCUCUCAAAAAGGCACAACCAGAGACCAUUCGUAUUCUAGUUUGGCUAUUGUCCUUUCUUGGUUUCGGUUAUGCCACGGCCGAAUUCGAGGUUACCUCCGAGAGACUUGGUGUUUAUCGUCCCGAAGAGCAUAUCGAUAAUCCCAAGGACUACAAUGAUAACGAGGAUGCUCGCCAAUAUGACAAACGCCUUCGAGGUCCCGUCCGUGAUAUUGAGCUACAGAUUGACAUGGAGACUGGGAUGAAGAACUACAUUGCCAAUGGCAAAGGAGACUGGGCAACCAGCGCGGCAUACGUCAAGUACAGUUUCGAGCAAAGUAUUCACCAUGGGCGACUCUAUACGAAUGGUCGAGGCAUAUUCAAAGGCAAGGACGAAGAGCUUGCCGAAGCAUUGAGAUGUCUUGGACAAGGUCUGCAUACAUUGGAGGAUUUCGGCGCCCAUACAAACUAUGUCGAGCUGGCGUUGAGAGAGCUCGGCUUCCACAACGUCUUCCCUCAUGUUGGUACCUCCACUGGAAUAAACCUCCAUGGCAAGCACGUCUUCCCUCUUGUCACAGGCACAUUUGGCAUGGUUGACUUUUAUCAUUCUGUUCUGGGUGAGGCGACUGACCACUUUACCCAGAGCGAGGUCAAUGAGAUGGACAAUGCUCUCGGAACUGCGCAGCAGGCUGCAAAAUCAUCGAACCCUCUUUUUACCCUAGUAAAACUCUUGUCAAAGGUCCCGGGGACCAAAGAGCUAUGUGAUGAAGCCGAACAACUCCAAGCAAGCUCGCAAGCCCAAGCUCGUGCAAACGAACAAGCCUUUGGUGAAGGACAGCCUGGCUACAGAGGUGUCAACGACUUUGGGAAUUCAACUCGUGGACUUGACGAUUGGGGAACGAGCCGCGCUUCUCACGCAGGAUUCCCUGGUCAACAAGGGUAUGAUAACAAUUGGAAUGCAUCGCAGCAGGGUUAUCAGCAGCCUCAGCAGAAUUGGGGUCAGAGUCAGCAUCAGCAGUGGACAGAUCCAUCACAACAGAACUUCAACGCACACGAUCAGUACCCAGGUGGACAACACAACUGGCAACAACCUCAGCAAGCUCCGCAACAAUCAUGGGGUCAGCAUCAGCAGCCUCAACAGUGGGAUCAACCUGCACAAGGUCAACAAGGUCAACAAGGUCAACAAUGGAAUCAACCACAAGAACAGCAUACCCAGCAGGCAACUCCUGCUCAAGCUUCCCAGCAACAGCCGUCCGCCCAAGGAGGUCUUCCCGGAAUGCCCAACUUUGAUCCAGCCAAGACGAUUGCUCAGAUUUAUCCUAUCCUGGCAUUCCGUGACAAGGUCGUCCGCGCUAUUAGUGCCAUCAUUGAAAAGAUUCCUGGUCUCGAGGCUCUUGUGGAGCGAAUCACCGAAACUCUAACCGUCUUCAUUCUUUCACUUCUUGCUCCAUUUGUUCGACCAGUCAUUAACGCCAUCUCAAAGUCUCUCCAGACUGGCAGUGAAGGAGUGAUCAAUUCUUCUGGCAAACACCAAUACGAAGUCUGGACCAACCCUCACUCCUCCGAUCCGACCCACAGUAUGUUGUCGAAAGAUCACUUCAGUAACCUCCUCAACGAGCCUGCCGGCAAUGUGGCUGCUGAGAUUGUCAAGUUCAUCGCCCCCAGAGUCUUAUAUGCCUGGGAAAAUCCCAAUGUUCCUAUUGAGCAGGUCAUGCGGGACGUAGAGACCGUCUUCCACCAUCCAGCAAUCCGCAAUGAGCGCAACGAAGUCCACCGGAACAUGUUUGCCGCAGUCAAAAAUUGGGUCGAUGGAAUGCCUGAUAGAGGAAGGAGCCUGGAAGGUGUUUUGAACUCGGAGGCGGUUCGGGCGGGCAAAAACCACAAGGCUGGCGUGAAUCCACAUUUGCAAAGUUCCCACACACCCCAACAUCAACAGCAGCAGCAACAUAGUCAUGGAGGCGGAUUGGGCGGCCUCGCCAGUAGUUUCUUGCCGGGCCACAAUCAGCAACACGGUGGUGGCGGCGGCGGCGGUGGUAGCAGCAAUCCUCUGGGGAUGGUGGGAAAUGUUCUCGGCAGUUUCAGUGGACAAGGAGGACAUCAACAACAACAAGGAGGUCACAGUGGAUCCGGCGGAGGAGGAUUAGGUGGAGUUCUGUCUCUGGCUUCCAAGAUGAAUGUCCCUGGAGCUUCCAAUGUUCAGAAAUAUGGCAAACUCUUUGGUUCAUUUGGCGGAGGUGGUGGUAAGAGAGAGAUCGGUCCCGACGGUGGUGGCGCUGAUGACGAUGACACCGGUGCCGACCAAUACCGAGCAUUUAGGAGCGAGGCCGGCGGUGCCUCGGAUCUGUACGAAGCAGCUGCCAACGCCACACAUUAUGGAGGAGGCAACGUGCGUACUCCUAGUCCCAUGCCUCAAGUUCCUGCUGGUUACGAGCAAUACAGUGGUCAAGGACAAGGAGAAGGAGCUGGAUUUGGUUAUGGUCAAGAGCAGCAGCAAGGUUAUCAACAAUAUCAGACCAAUUAUCAACAACCACAUGAGUACGGUGGUGGUGGUGAGAGUCAAGGAUAUUAUUAUGGCCGUUGAGUGGGAGGGAUGGGAGAAAUGGGAAGGGUGCUUGAAAUACACCUACCCGGCAAAGAGACAACCAAAGAUGAUGAUGAGGUGGUUAGAUCAGAUUGAUGAUGAAUGUUACAGAAUAUGCAAUGAUGAGAGGUAGAAGAUUGUUUCUUUUUGAUACCUAGGUGGGUUUCGUACUUGUCCGGUCCAACCCCUAGGGAAGUUUUACUUGUCGAGACAACCGUUU
Exophiala oligosperma is the source of this 3617-nucleotide messenger RNA. RefSeq lists its product as hypothetical. The record is from RefSeq and is a predicted model, not a curated record. Bases 827 to 3397 code for a protein of 856 amino acids. NCBI's taxonomy places the organism in Eukaryota, Fungi, Ascomycota, Eurotiomycetes, Chaetothyriales, Herpotrichiellaceae. The transcript has 2 exons.